Molecule: messenger RNA, 3704 nt
Organism: Mya arenaria
Lineage: Eukaryota; Metazoa; Mollusca; Bivalvia; Myida; Myidae
Product: N-acylethanolamine-hydrolyzing acid amidase-like
Exons: 11
Coding region: 2479-3528 (349 amino acids)
Biological process (GO): fatty acid metabolic process
Cellular component (GO): lysosome
Molecular function (GO): fatty acid amide hydrolase activity
Source: RefSeq, a predicted model, not a curated record
CACACUCAGAAUGAAUUUCUCUUCGCUCAAGCUCAGUUUGUGCUAUAUGAUGAUUAUUUAUCCACAUGUAUGUUAAAACUUCAUUUUUCUGUGAUACGGUGCAAUUCCAAUGACCAUAGUUGACUUGUUCUUGUAUAGAAAUCACCCAAUUAAUACACAAACAAAUGAUGAAGUUCUGUAAGUAAACAUUCACACAUUUUACUGAUUCAAAUCAAAUUAAAAGUAUCCUGCUUUAGGGUAACUAAAUUUUCAUUUGUUGUGUUCACUUACAUAUAUAUUUCAAGUAGUUUUGUCUUUGUUUCAAGAAUUUCUAUGUACAAUGUUCUUGUUUCUACAUGCAUGUAUUUGACUGUGAAUUAUUGUUCUAAUAAGUGCUACUUUGUUAUGUUUAAAAACUAUAUAUUGUUCCUUUCCAUGCUGUAUAUUUAGCAAUUUUUAUAUAGUUAGAAUAUAUACACACAAGCUCUCAGACUUUUACAUAUCGAGGACAUGUAAAUUGUAUGCAUUUUUACAUUUCUUCCUCAACAUAAAAGAAUACUUUUAUGUUAUAUGUUUUACUUUGACAUUCCUUUAAGAGUAUAGUCAGAAUACUAAUGGAGGGAUCAGUUUACCAUUUCUUUACCAUAUCUGGUUUUGUUUGUAAAAUUACAAUGUGUACAAUUCAUACAUGUGCUUUUAGUUUGCUUGUGGUAAUUAGGGCUGCCCUUCGCCUGAAACGAUUCAUAUUGUUUUGGGCAUGGCCAGUCAGUCUUUUUUGUGACAAAAUCUUGUGUCUCUCAUAUCUCUAAUAUUAAAUUAGCCAUAGUGAUGUAACUGUAAAGGAAUGCUAGGCAGCAUUUGUCAGAUGUACACCUGGGGAUUUUGUGUAGUUGCACCGAGUAAUUAGUAAUGGCCCUCGACUUAGUUUAAACAACCUAUAGAGCAUGCAAUUGUGUGUCAUGCGUAUCUCCAAAAGUAUUUAAGCUACAACCAUGAAAGCUUACAAUAAUGUUUAUCAGCAUCCUAGCAUGUGAAUACGGGGAAUCGAACCUGCAACCCCUGGAUUGAUAGUCAAGUGUGUUACCAGUAGACCACAGAUCCGCCACAGCUCCAGGACGGUAUUCAAUCUCAUUCUUAUCCUUGGAUUCUUAUCUUGAAUGUAAGUGAAAUCUUAUACAUGCGGUUAUUGAAUACAUCCCCAAGGGUUACGUAGUACAUGUAUAUGUUAAAUUACGUAUGUGCAGUUACACUAGAUUUUAUCAUAACAAAAUUAUGCAUGUAUAGGUUUAAGUAUAUUUUAUUUUCAGAGAACAUUUAUAUGCUAUAUUAUACAACAUACUGAAUAUGAGGAUUGGUCUGGAUGAAGAUGAACAACUUCCAUGUAUAAGAGCCCUUUCUAACGGUUGAUGAAUUGCAGGAUUUGGACGUACAAAUUAACACAAGUCAGUUUUCAUCGUUUAUGUGGUUACGUAAAACCAAAAUAAGUUAAAUCAUAGAAUAUAAUGUACAUUACAUGUAUUGCGGUAUGAUGAAGAUUUGUAUUAUUUAGUAUUAAGUGAUAGGUUGGAUCUGAAAAUGUAUUAAGGUAUAUAUUACUGUCUUUUUUUCUAGGCAGAUAAUUGGUAUGGGAGUUUUGAAAGAAAUGUCUUAGCAAUUGUGAAUGCGAUUUUUUGCACAUAGAAUCAGUCGCCAUAUUCAUGACAAGUAUCUAUCAUGUGUUUCCGUACGGAUAGAAAAAUCCGACCCGAGUGCACGCGCGUACGCCAGUAACGAGGCUUGCCGAGUUACCGGCCACGCAGCGUGCCCGAGGGUCGGGUUUUUCGAUCCGGACCGGAAAAACAUGAUUGAUAUUAUUUCUUGCAUAUAUCUAAAAUUAUCAAUUUGUGGGGAAAAUUGACUUAGAAAUCGCACUUUUGUACAUUUUACCAAAAAGCGCGUGCGAUGUUGUUUACUGACGUCAUAAAGCGCAGUAAUUUUAAAUAACUUUUGACGUCAAAUAGUUCCUCUAAAUAUCGCGUUUUUACGAUUAUUUAUUUUCUAUCUAAAUUAAAAGUCUUUCAUACUUAUAUAUUUAAUUGUGCUUUAUUGAAAUGACAUAAUAUACUUUUCAUAAACCAUUCAAUAAAAGAAAUAAGAAGUGGCGCGUUGUUGGGCGUGACUCAUUGUGUACACACCGGUCUUACUGACCUGUGUGAAAGCACUCUAAGCAUGAUGGGAACGCACUACUUUUUCAAGAUGGCGGCUUAAACACGGAAGUGUCAAAUUUAUAAAAUUGUAAAGUGAAAAACAAUUCAAUUUAAACGCCGUUUGUGUGAUCUACUGCAGAUAUUGAUAUUAUUUAAUUUAUUUAACUGUUCUUUUAUUGUAUUUGGUGUCAAUAUUAAGCAAACAGAAGAAACAAGAUAAUCACAUGACUGUUCGGUUAUAACUGAAAGUAAAGUGUAAAGUAUUUUAUUUCGGAUUGUGUUCAUAAAAUACAAAAGGACAGCAGGUUAUUCCAUGGGCUCUUGCGUGAUGCACGGAUUGUUUGCGGCGGUGGUGCUAGCGGUGUGGAUGGCGGCGGGGGAGGCGGUCACGCCGCCCCGGAAGUAUGUUGUCAACUUGGACCUGCCGCCCACCAAACGCUGGCAGGAAGUGGCACUGGACCACAAGCAAAUUGUCCCGGACGUGCACAAAGUUCUCCUUGAAUACGUGCCUGAAGAGCUGGUCCCCUACAUCGACCUCAUAGCCACGGAUCUGGACGCAUACAUCGACCAGCCUUACGCCGACGAAAUGAGGGGUAUCGCUAACGUGCUGAACGUCAGUCUUGGAGAAAUCCUUCUCAUCAACGUAAUCUACGACCUCACCGCGUAUUGCACGAGUAUCGUGUCCCAGGACCAAGCAGGAAUGAUCUGGCACUCCCGUAACCUUGACUACAGCUUCACUGACAUGCUAAAGAAUAUCACCAUACAGGUCGACUACCAGAGGGGAGGACAGACGGCGUACAGCAGCAUCACGUACGCGGGUUACGUGGGAAUCCUGACGGGCCAGCGUCCCAACGUAUUCACCGUCACUGUCGACGAACGAGACCAGGGUAUCCCUCUAUGGAACCUAAUAGUGGCGCUGUUUGAUAGUGACGUUGUCCCCGUCUCCUUCCUCGUCAGAGAUGCGUUAGACGCCGACAAAACGUUUGAGAAUGCAGUUAGCCGCUUUGCCUAUACACCGACCGCCGCCGACGCCUACUUUAUUCUGGCCGGCGUGAACAAGGACGAGGGUGCCGUCGUCACUAAGGGCCGCCUCGCUGCCGACGACAUCUGGAGGCUAAAUUCAACGAAUAACAGGUGGUACCUAGUGGAGACCAACUACGACCACUGGAAGCCGCCACCACAGGCAGAUGACCGGAGGGACCCGGCCAUCAAGGCGAUGAACGCGAUGGGUCGCCCAAACAUCUCUGUUCAGAACCUCUUUAACGUCAUGUCCACCCCACCAGUACUUAACAAGGGAACAACGUAUACUGUUGUGAUGUCGGCGGCCAAGCCCAGUCUCAUGCAGGCCUGGAUCCGAGAUUGACCCCAACCCUUUUACCGUCUCACCCCCGGGAUGUCAGUUCCAUAUAAAACGCACUGUUAUAUACUUAUACAUAUAUAGGAAUUAUGUGAACAAACUUUUAAUUUGUACACAGUGUUGGAUGUAAUGUUAUUUUGUGCGAAAUAAAAAACAAAAUCCAUAUCGCGAUAAACUGAUAU